Molecule: messenger RNA, 714 nt
Organism: Macroventuria anomochaeta
Lineage: Eukaryota; Fungi; Ascomycota; Dothideomycetes; Pleosporales; Didymellaceae
Product: ESCRT-II complex, vps25 subunit
Exons: 1
Coding region: 121-714 (197 amino acids)
Biological process (GO): protein transport to vacuole involved in ubiquitin-dependent protein catabolic process via the multivesicular body sorting pathway
Cellular component (GO): ESCRT II complex
Molecular function (GO): protein homodimerization activity; structural molecule activity
Source: RefSeq, a predicted model, not a curated record
AGCGACCAUAAGGCUGAGAGCUCCACGCCCCACAACACCCAAGCUCCAAGCUUCACCCCACCAUCCCACGCUCCCAACUCUCCCAUCCAACCAUUCUCAAACUCCACAACCACAGCCAGCAUGGCAACAACAACCGAGCCUCCAACGGCCUUCCAAUUCCCACCCCACUACUCCUUUCCACCCUUCUUCACCCUCCAACCCGUCGCCACAACGCGCUCCUCCCAACUCCAAUCUUGGUCAACAUUCAUCCAAUCCUACUGCCGCCACCACCACAUCUUCUCCCUCUCGCUCAUCGAUGCGCUCUCCACGCCCUUAUUCCACAACACAACCCUCUCCCGCCAGUUAUCCCUGCGCGAUGCAAAAGCAAUACUCACAUGGAUGGCGUCCCCCGAAGGCGGGUCGCGCGCAGAGUUCAUCUCAUCCACAGGGAAUAAGAAGAAGGCAGUAGACGAGGGCGAAGGCGGGCGGGUGUGGAUAUACUGGCGACGGCCGGAGGAGUGGGCGGCGCAGUUGGAGGAGUGGGUGGACAGGACGGGCCAAAAGGGCGUGGUGCUUACGCUGUAUGAGAUUGUGGAGGGGGAGGCGAGUGUGAGAGAGGAGUUUGCGGGGAUGGAUAUGGAAUUGUUGAGGAUGAGUUUGGGGGUUUGUGUUAAGAGGGGGAGGGCGCAGAUUUUUUCGAGUGGGGGUGAGGGGGAGGGUAUUAAGUUCUUCUAG